CUCCGGGUAUUCGCGCUUCACUUCUUAACUGAGAACGUCGUUCUGUAGAUCGUCUUUUAGUUUUUUCAAUUAAUUCUUUUAAAUUCUUUUUUUUUUGGUUUCCUCCUAAAUAACACCAUAGAGUUCCGAUAAGUUCGGUAAUUUAUUGGUUUUGAACAGUGGCGUUCGUGUUGAACUUGAUUUGUUGUGCGAACAGUAGAAGUAGUGACUUUUUGAACACGGGUUUCUUUUAAUGUUUUGUGCCUAUUUAUUGGGAAACUAUGGAUUAUAGUUUUUGUUACAUCAGAUUAUAGAACAGUCAUGCAGGGCGUGGUGGUUUGUCCCGAAAAUCCCCAGCAAGGCUCGCCUCCACCUAAUAACGUUAUAGUUACCAGCAUGGAAGAACCCCAUCAACCGACAAACCCAACCAAAGAAAAACUCAACCAAAGCGACUCAGGAAUCUUCUCAGCAACGAACACCACCAUCGACCAGUCGACCACCUGUGAAAGUGACAACCGUAGCGACUGCAGCUCACCGGAACGCAAAUACGUUUGCCCCAUCUGCGACAUCAUCCUGACCUCACAGCAUAAGUUUACCCUCCAUAUCAGAUCUCACAACAACGAUCAAGACCAAGAUCAAGUGCCUGAAAAAGGCUUCGUUUGUAAAAUCUGCAAUAAAGUCUUGAGCUCUAGCUCUAGUUUGGACCGACACGUGCUGGUGCAUAGCGGAGAACGGCCGUUCAAUUGCAAAUAUUGCGGUGACACUUUUACUACCAACGGUAACAUGCAUCGGCACAUGCGCACUCACUCCAGCAAGCUUGAAAACUACGAGUCAGACGGCAGCACCGACAGCGGAAGUAACCGAAGCAUCGAAUUCAAUAACAAUAAAGUGGAAACGAAGCAUGCUAACAAACGCAAGCUAGAAGAUGAAGAAGACAACGAGCCUUCACUCAAAAAGUUUGCUCUAUCAAAUUCUCAGUUUCGUUGUCCGGUAUGCGAGAGGGCGGACUUCACCUCCAGUGAAAUCUUAGAGGCACAUCUCGAAGAUAACCAUCCAGAAUACCCAAGUAAAUGCGGACAAUGCGAUCAAGUAUUUUUAAAUAGCAAACAGCUGAUGGUGCAUAAGGAGCGUGCCCACGUGACACCAAAGCCUGCCGUGGUUGGCUUCAAAGAUCUCACCCGUUGGGACUUCUCCAGUCAAAAGUUUCCUCACAUCGCCAGGCGGGAGUGCGAACUCAACAUUCACCAAGCUGCUGCAGGUGGAUUGAAUUUCCAGUGUCAUAAGUGCUGUAAAGCAUUCCCUUGCUCUAGCUCCCUUGAAAUCCAUGAGCAAAGCUGUGUUAACUCCCCUAUUGGCUUAAACUUAUGCAAACCUAAUGGCAUUUCCGAGGAUGAAAUCAGGCGAGCAGAAUUCUUCUCCAGACUGAACCUCCAGAAUAAUUCACCAGAAAAACUUAUCCCUCCAGCUCUAUACCCUUCAAAAGAAACCACUCACAAGCUUCGUGAACAUUUGGCCAAAGCCAUGGAUGGCACCAAGGACUUAGCUGACAUCCAAUCGAUUCUCUCUAACAUCAACAGACAACAGCUCUCUAACAGCAAACAGGAGGUAAGAAUACCACCUCCACCUCCUCCAACUUUAAAACCAACGUUAGAAAUUGGACAGGACUCAAAAACAGAAAACGAGGAGGAAACUCAAGAUUCCUUUGCCAUAGAGUUCAGAAAAAUGAAGCUGAGAGGUGAGUUCCCAUGUCGGCUCUGCACCGCAGUAUUUCCUAACUUAAGAGCCCUAAAAGGCCAUAACAGAGCCCACUUAAGUGGAAACAGCAAUGGAACAUACUACUGUAACAUGUGCCCACACUCUUCAAUAGACAAGGCUGCUUUAAUACGUCACAUGAGAACUCACAAUGGUGACCGGCCUUACGAAUGCUCUCUAUGUAACUACGCCUUCACCACUAAAGCAAACUGUGAAAGGCACUUGAGAAAUCGCCACGCGAAAACCACCAGGGAGGAUGUGAAGAAAUCAAUCAUUUACCAUCCAUCAGAAGACCCUACCAAUGACGAACUGAAUAAAUUAACCAUGAAGGAUGAGAAGAAGCAUUUAUUCCCAUCCCCUAUUGAACCAAGAGAUGUUAGUCCUGAAAAAGUACAUUGCUCAACCCCCAAGAUUUCUUUGAAUACUGAAGUCAGUUUUCCACCUCCGACAAUCGUUCCUGACCUCCAAGCUCUUAAGCCAUCCAAGAUCUUCUCCAGCAUCGAUUUUAUCCACAACGAAAACCUCAAAGCAAACCGCUUUGUACCUCCCUUCUUUCCUCAACCAUUUAACUUUGCUCCCAAGCUGCCUACAAUCAUCCCCACCUCUCCUCCAGAGGUACCCCCUGCAAUCCCAAGUAAAAUCCAAGUGAAGCCAUACGAAGCCCUUAGGGAAAGCAAUCACUCUUUCGAGCAAUCUGAUGAUGAAUUUUACGAAGAAGAAGAGGAAGUAGCCUUGGACUUAAGCAAAAAGAAAAUGGACGAAGAAAAGCAGAAAAUGAUUGAAGAAGACGACGAAGAUGAACCUCAAGACCUAACCAAGAAAGCUCCAAGCUUAAUACCCCAUAUGAACGAAAUGGUUGCUCAACAGUUAUUGAAAACCCAUCCAGAAAUCACUCCUACAGCAGCAUUAUAUGCCACCCAACUUGCUAAUCUUUGCAGAAAUGGAUUUCCUGGUUGGGGAGCCUUCCCUGUGAAUCCUUUAUUGUAUCAAGCAUUUCCUGGACUCCCUCGUAACGCUCAAGAGCUCAAAGAACGCAUUCAAAGAUUCCAACUGUGCGGAGGUUCAAUGAUUUCUGAAGACUUAAAACCACAGCUCCCAGUAGAAACUCCCAUUCCAGCCAACUUCAAACCUAUGAUGUCAAGAGAGAAUAUAUUUCCUCCAAAACAUCUUGCUGAAGAACAAGAAGAAUCACAACCGUUAAACAUUAACGUGAGUGAAUCAAGUUAUGACAGUUUACCACCAAAGAUGCACAGCCCCGUACAGCAACCACACAAAUCUGACAUGACUCAUUCACCUAAUUCAGUUAAAAUGGUGAUUAAAAAUGGAGUUCUCAUGCCCAAACAGAAGCAGAGGAGAUACAGAACCGAAAGACCUUUCACUUGUGAGCACUGCAGCGCAAAGUUCACUUUGAGAUCCAAUAUGGAGCGGCACAUCAAGCAGCAACACCCUCACUACUGGUCUCAAAGACAGAGAGGUGCCAUCGGACAACCUGGAAGGAAACCUCAAGGUUUGCUGCUCAAGCCGAACUUUUGCGACUUGCCUCUCACAAACUACGAGAUGCCAAAGAUGCACGACUUCGAUGAAACCAAAGAACAUAUGAACGAGAAACUGCGAUUUGCGUUACUGGCGCAAGGAAUGCAAAACAACCACUUCAAUCAUCAGGAUGUAAAAAAAGACGACGAUGAGGACUGCGCUUUGGUUAUUGAUGAAAAUAGUAAGACUGAAGAACAAAAUAGCAAACCAACAGAACAUAUUGCUAUGAAUCUGACUCGUGAUUGUAAUGACGCGGUGAGGGUGAACCAAAGAGCAACCAAAGGAGAAGAAGACUUGGUAUCGGUUUCCAGACUUCUGGACAAUGCUUCGCAGCAACAAUUUAAAGAGUACUUUAAGGGGGACAGUGAGGAUCAUGAAGUUGGUGGAGUCAGUGAAGAGGAAGAGGAGGGUCUUGUGGCAAGUGGGAGUACUAGUGAAGGAAACAUAUCUGGAACUGAUGAAAAUAGAUCUGACUCAGAGACAAUCAACUCCCAAACACCAGUAAAAAAGAAGUCAGCCUACUCCCUAGCCCCGAACCGUGUUAGUUGUCCAUUCUGUAGCCGAAAGUUUCCUUGGAGAUCAUCCCUACGCCGCCAUAUCCUCACCCACACCGGUGACAAACCAUUCAAAUGUUCGCACUGCCCUUUGCUCUUCACCACCAAAUCGAACUGUGACAGACAUUUGCUGCGGAAGCACGGUAACAGCGCCACCACGAUAAUCACCGGAGAAGCCCCGAGUAACGCCAACAUGAACUACUUGAUGAGGAACGUACCUGAGAGGCCUUUCAAAUGCUCGAGCUGUCCCAGCAGCACCUUUUCCACUUAUUCCAAGUUGAAGACCCAUAUGAGCUGUAAACACUUGACCAACGCUCAAGGGGAUGACAUAAGGGCUCAGGGUUACGAGGCGGGCAGCUCAGAAGAUGAGAAAAUCUGUAAGCCGGAACCGGUGAGGAACGACUGGGAGAACCAAAUCUCUUAUAGCAAGUGUGCGGUCACUGGUAAUGCGGCAGACCCACAACCGAAUGCUCAGGUGGUAAAUUCUGAUCUGCCUUUCAAGUGCCACCUGUGUGAGAGCUCGUUUUCUGAGCGGCAACCUGCUUUGGAGCAUAUCAGAGAUAGACAUGCUUCUGAGUACGACUUGCUGAUGUCAAAGAACGCUCUGGAGAUGAACCCUACUACUCAUCAAGAUGAAGCUUCCGCUCAUCAUGACGAAGACGAUUCGGAUAUCAGAGGCAAAUUUCCUGAUUAUUCGAACCGGAAAGUGAUUUGCGCAUGGUGCAUGCGCAGAUUUUGGUCCGCCGAGGAUUUGCGCAGACAUAUGCGCACACACACCGGCGAGCGGCCUUUCAGUUGUGACAUUUGCGAACGUAAGUUUACUUUAAAGCAUAGUAUGCUGAGGCAUCGUAAGAAGCAUGCCUUGAAUAGCAACUUCGAGCAUAGCGAUGAGGAUAAUAUGGAGCAUUCGCAUCGUGCAGAGGAGUCUGGUAAUAAGAGUUCUUCUGAUGGAAAAGGAGAGAAAACUGACGAGUCAGAUGUGCAGGAGGGAGCAAGCGAUUUGAUAGGUAACCUGUUGGGGAUUAGAGAUAAGACUAUUAUUGAUAAGGUACUUGAUGCUUCGGCAGAUGAUGCCGCCAAGCUCUUAGGGGUUAGGAAUGGGGUUAAAGAAUAAAUGUUACUGGGGGUUAGUUAAGUAGAAUAUUCCAAAGAUUUUUUUUAGCUUGGUUAGGUUGGGCAAAUCGCUUAUGAGAUUUGUUCUUUAAGGUGCGACUUGUUUGUAAAUUUUCUAGUCAGGUUAUUCCAACGAAUAUUUAGAAGUUAGGCCUAAAAUGUCAAUUUGUUUCUAUAUAGGUUAGGAUGCUUUUUGGGUUUUAUCACCCCUCUGGCUCAAACGUUUAUAAUAUAGUGUGCGUAAGUAUUUUUUUUUUAAAGCAAUAUAUAUAAUUUCUGACAGAUUCAAAUAUUUAUAUUUACGCACCCAGUAUUGUAUUAAUUAUAUAUAUAUAGUUAUUCCGAUAGCGUAAAAUUAGUCCGUGCACCAAUUUGACUUGAUAUUUUCCAAUAAUUUGGGCGUGGCUACGUAUUUUUUCUUUACAGUGACAGUUCAAAAUGGCGGAUAGGCUUGUGAUAAAAAUUAAUAAUUUCUUAAAAGUUUUCACAAUACCUGAAUGUUACGUCACUUUCUUCCUUUUUUUUUUAUCAAAUAUAUGCAGAAAAUUUAAUCUUUUCACUAUAUUACUUAUAUGAAGCUUUUUUCUUGUUUAAAAAAAAUUAAAUAUGAUGAGAUUUUAAAAAAGCCGCCAUUUUUUGCUCUCCCAUCCAAGAUGGCGUUUUGACAGAAGUAACUGUCAUUAUUUCAUGUGAAAAUAUACAUAACCUACAUUUAAAGUUAGAGUGGAGAAGAGGCUUUUACGCCAUUAUGUUUCCAGGGUGAUUCUCCGAGAAACGUUCUUAGUUACUUAAAACCCUCACCCUGUAAAUAUUAUUUAUUAGUUUAGACGAUUUAUUUAUAAAUUGUUUUUUUUUAUAAUUUUGUACAUAUCAAUAAACUGCGGUCUAGGUAUACCAAAAAUUUCUUAAUGCGCUAACCAUAUCAAUGCAAUAAUUAUGUUAUUGCACUGAUCCGUUAGUAGUUGUAUAAUACUUUUUUGCCCUCAUAAAAUAUAGCUGAGAGUAUCUUAUAAUUGCCUUAAAAAUGUCUUUAAAAAGCAAUAUACGAAUAUUAUUAUACUUAUAUAUAAUAAAAGUGCACUUUUCCCUAUUAAGUCUUAAAUAUAAAAAAUGUAAAUAUAAAAUCGUUUUUGGAUAAAAUGGUCAGUAGGAGUUUAUUUAAAUUUAAGUUAAAUAGUUAAAAUAAUUGCAAUCGAAAAUCAAAAUUAGGAUUCGUAUAUGACAAUUUAAAAAUUAAAUUUCUAUUAUAUAUAUGGCUUGUUGAAUUUUUUUAUAAUUAUUUAUAUUUUUAUUAUUUUUUUUUUGUUAUUUCAGUAUUAGGUGCUUAUGUAGGAGUAAAAUUUGUAUGUUUAUUUAUUAAUGUGCUUUUAAAGUGCUUACGUUCCCUUUGUUAUUGGUUUUGCAGGGUUUUAUAUGUAUUAUAUAGUAUUUAUUGUAUGGCCCUGUAUACCUUAAAUAUUUAAAUUGUAGGUUAUUAGAUAGAAAUUAGACUGACACAAAAUGUUUGUUUUUGAAAUUGCACGUUAUAUUUUGUAUUCGAUUUUCACACAAUUCACCUGCGUGUCUUAAAAAGUGCUUUUUGCCUGAAACCUAUUAUGACUUUAGGUUUAGGCUUAAAAAAGCGGAUCUACUAAGCUAUAAUUAUUAUACAUUUAAAGCAACGAGUGAUUAUAUUGUAUAACAUAUAGUCUUUAAGGUACUUUUAUAUUUCUUAGACGUUAUUAUUAAGGCUUCUUAUUGUUAAUUAUUAUAAAUAUUCGGUAAUUGCAUUUUUAUUUUGUUAAAAUGUUCGCCAUAUUUAUUAGAAGUGUUUUUAUUAUUACAAAAUGAUAUAUAAAUAUAUAUAUGUAAUUCUAGGAAUUCACUACUUAAAUUUAAUGUUUACACGAAUUUGCGUACCUUUUUUCUGUUUAAUUUUGAAUUGAAUAAAUAAGUAGAAUAUAAAA
This is a messenger RNA of Anthonomus grandis grandis, 6877 nucleotides long. RefSeq names its product ras-responsive element-binding protein 1-like. Gene Ontology annotation, biological process: regulation of transcription by RNA polymerase II. The coding region runs from base 301 to 4932 and encodes 1543 amino acids. The transcript is spliced from 4 exons. Gene Ontology annotation, cellular component: nucleus. The record is from RefSeq and is a predicted model, not a curated record. Gene Ontology annotation, molecular function: RNA polymerase II cis-regulatory region sequence-specific DNA binding; DNA-binding transcription activator activity, RNA polymerase II-specific. Lineage: Eukaryota; Metazoa; Arthropoda; Insecta; Coleoptera; Curculionidae.